AUGGGCGCUAUCAGGAUACUUCUCCCACGACCAUCGCCGCUGUCGCUUCGCGAAAGCUUCGAUGCCAUCAACAGCUGCCUGCAGCGACUAGUGGCUGAGAGCAACAGCAAAGCAGAGGCUGCCAAGUCGCUCAGCACACUUGCGAUGGUCCUCCGUAACUUGCUGAACGAUCCCAGCUCCGAGAAGAAUCGAAAGGUCAACACUUCCAGCACUCGAUUUAGCGAGAUCUUCCGGAACAACAGUGCAGCUGCCGAACUGCUCAAACUUGCAGGGUUCCAGUUUCAGCAUCCAAACUUUGUCUUUGGUGACAACGGCCAGAGCACAGAGGGGGCACAGCGCACCUUGGACCUUCUUCAAGAAGCCCAGCGGAACCUGGACCAAACAUGGACAUCCAAACCACCCGGUGCACCUGGCACGUUAGCUGGAAGCGCUCCUCCUGGUGCCCCUGCCACCCCUGAGGAGGAGGCUCGUGCCCCAACAGGCGCGGCCCAAGCGGUCACCACGGCCCCAGCCGGCCCGGCCACAACGGUCCCAGCCCCAGCAGCCUCGGUCGCAGCAGCGCGGCCCUGGGCACGUGCGUCGGCAGCACAACAAUGGGCAAGCCAAGCCCGAGAUAUCGGAAGUGAAGAAGCCGGAGGCCUGCAAGCAGGCCUGCCCUCCUCCGGGAGCGCUGGCUCGGUCCCGACAGACAGGCCAACACCAUCACCGACACCUGCACACCCUGCAGAGACCCUGCCCAGCGUGCCACCUCCUAAUCCCCCCAUAGCUCAUCCUGCAGAAGCCUCUGGCCCUGCAACAGCUCCCGCUCACCACACAGGUCCCCAGAUGCAUUUGCCUAUCGCCCAUCCAGCGCAGGCAGCUGUCGUGACAGCCGCACACCCAGCAGAAGGCAUGACACAGCCACAGCCACAACAGCCACAGCCACAGCCUGCAGCCCAUCCUGCAGAAGCUCAAGCAGCACACCCAGCAGAAUCGCAGAACCUGCCAGCUGCACGUCCGGCAGAGACGCACGCCGCCCAUCCAGCGGAAGUGCCGCAGAUGGCUCAUCCGGCAGAGUCCACACUGGCCACACACGAGGCACCAGCCGACACUGGAGCCUCUGAGGAGCCUCAAAGCGGUGGUUGA
Messenger RNA from Symbiodinium natans, 1125 nucleotides. NCBI's taxonomy places the organism in Eukaryota, Dinophyceae, Suessiales, Symbiodiniaceae. The record is from the annotation of a GenBank genome assembly.